GGACGUCGCACUGCCAUCGCUAUCAAAUACCGCGAGUGCAUAAACAGAAGGAAGGGCGACUCAAAUCCACGUGUUGUAGUCUGAAAAAGCUAACUAUGCCUCGAACAAAGAAGGGGUCGAAGCAGGUCGCCCCAGCCAAGCGUAAAACAACACCAGAGGAAAAUGAGGGAGGUAACAAGAGACGAAGAGCUGGUGAAGAACCACAAGUUCCAGCCCCAGAAGAAGCUGCUCCUGCAAAGAAGCCUGCCGAAAAAGCGGGAGUGAAGAAGCAGCAAGUAAAAGCAACAGAAAAAGCGGUACCCUCCGUGGAACGCAACACAGCAGUCGGCCAAGUUCUCGUCGUGGGUCAGGGCGACGUCGGACAGCUUGGUCUCGGCCCAGACGUCUUUGAGAAGUCGAGGGCCGCAGUGGUUCCGGGCGUUCCCGAUGCUGUUGACGUGGUCGCAGGCGGAAUGCACACGCUAUGCCUCACAAAAUCGGGGGAGAUUUAUUCGUUUGGGUGCAACGAUGAGGGCGCGCUAGGGCGUGUGACGUCGAGCACGGAUGGUUCGGAAGCCACCCCAGGACGAGUGGAUCUCACUGAACCUGUGGCAAAGAUUUGUGCUGGUGACUCCCAUUCGGCAGCACUCACCCAAUCCGGUGUUGUGUACGUGUGGGGCAAUUUCCGUGACUCAAGCGGCCCCAUGGGGCUGACGACUGCCGGAGGUUCGGAAGCAAAGCCCAAAAGGCUCCUGGACAGAGUCGUCAAGAUCUCAUCUGGCAGCGACCACCUGGCCAUGUUAAGAGACGACGGAACGUUGUACACGGUCGGCUGCGCAGAACAAGGCCAACUCGGACGGGUGCCAUCCUGCUUCAGUUUACGAGGCGGCAGAAGAGGAAUUGGCUACCUUUUAACCCCUGAUAUUGUAAAGCUGCCUUACCCCAAGGGUUGCAAGUCCAAAGCCUUGGAUGGAUUGUGGACCGGUUCUUACUGCACCUACGUGAGACUCAAGGAAACGGGCACAAUCUAUGGCUUCGGUUUGAAUAACUUCCAUCAGCUCGGUGCCCUUGAAGGGAGCGAAGGUCAAGUUGAAUUUCAACCGCGACUACUAGCAGCAUGUUCGGGGCACAGGUGGGAAAAAUUGAGUGGAGGCCAGCACCACGCACUUCUAAUGGACGACAAGGGAGCUGUGUACAGCAUGGGCCGGAAAGAGUACGGAAGACUGGGCCACGGAGAGGACGGCUCGGAUGAGGUUGCGCCGAAGCAGUUGACAAAGCUGCCUGCGUGCGUUGACAUUUCGUGCGGCAACAUAGUUUCUUUUGCUGUGUCUGCAACCGGUGAGGCCUACUCAUGGGGUAUGGGCACCAAUGGACAGCUGGGCCACGGAGAUGAGGAAGACGUGUACUGGCCGAAAGUUAUGGCUGGCAAGGCUCUGUCAUCUCGGAAGACCCUUCUUGUGUCCGGUGGGGGUCAGCACACCGUAAUCUUAGCAACUGAGUCAUCUUUGUGACGAGGACAAUGUAAAUUACCACAAUUUUAACUGCCACAAUUUUAGCGAGUUUUAGCGAUUUACCAAAUAAAAAAGGAUCUUGCACGAUCUUGGUUCAGAAUGC
This is a messenger RNA of Ornithodoros turicata, 1593 nucleotides long. Its product is annotated as regulator of chromosome condensation-like. Gene Ontology annotation, molecular function: guanyl-nucleotide exchange factor activity. The transcript is spliced from 9 exons. The record is from RefSeq and is a predicted model, not a curated record. Bases 96 to 1490 code for a protein of 464 amino acids. Gene Ontology annotation, cellular component: cytoplasm. Lineage: Eukaryota; Metazoa; Arthropoda; Arachnida; Ixodida; Argasidae.